Caenorhabditis briggsae is the source of this 495-nucleotide messenger RNA. Bases 1 to 495 code for a protein of 164 amino acids. The transcript is spliced from 4 exons. The record is from RefSeq and is a predicted model, not a curated record. Lineage: Eukaryota; Metazoa; Nematoda; Chromadorea; Rhabditida; Rhabditidae.
AUGUUUGAGGGAGAUGUGCCAUUCACAAAUGUUGAACUUUUUGCGAUUGGUCUUACGAUGUUUGUGGCACAUACCGUCAUCGGAGAUAAAACUCAACGCCAUAGCUCUCAGUAUAACUCAAGUAUGAAGCUGGCUGAGAACAAUCCGAAGAGAAAAAAGGGGGACUUUCUGAGAAAAUACGGAACACGUGUGGUUCUCAUUAUUACUCACAGUGGGAGAAAUGAUCCGUUUCUGUUUUUUUUUUUCAUUUUCAAUGAUCUUGGAGUUCUUGGUUCUUUCAUCAAGCAGAGAAAGCAGAAAAAACAUUACCAUAAGUCUAUCAAAGCGUCGAUCAUAGCCAUCAAACGUGCUUCCGAACAGCACAUUGAAAGAAGUUCGACGAAUCUUCCGUAUGAAAAUCGGUCUCGAUCAAGUUUUAAUAGUUCUCAAUUCGACGAAAUAGCUCGUGUGAUGUACCAAGCAGCAGGUUUUCAAAUCCAUGAACACCAUUCAUAG